UCGCUGAGUCAGACGGGGUGGGAGCGCGGUGUCCCCCCGAUCUUCCCGGGUAUUGGCUCGGGAGCGGGCGGGCAGCGCUGGGGCGGGCCGGGCACCGGGAUAAAUCCCCCGAGCACGGCCCCAGCCCGGGUGUCGGGGACCCGGUGUCGGGAGGAUGCUCCUCAGGGCACGGAUCCUCUGCUGCCUGCUCCUCGCCCUGCUCCAGCGCGGGUGUGGGAACACAGAGGAUGGGGACCUCGAGGAUGAAGGUUACUACGUGUACCUGGAUGAGGGUGAACUGCCGGAGGUGCUGGGGGGAGCAGCCCGCUGCCAGGACACCUACCAGGACUGGAUCUCCCUCUACUGCUGGGCUCCCUUCCACGCCACCCUCAUGACCACCCCUGAGGGCAGCCGUUGCCGCUGGGACCAGAUCAGCAGGUGGGUCAGCGCCGGUCCUGGUGGUGCCCAAUGCACAUCCAGAGUGGGGCCACUGCAGCGGAUGUGGCCUCACUCUGCCCCCCUUGCAGUGCCUACAGCGAGCUCUCCGGCUGCACUCAGCUGCUGGCCCAGCUCCUCUCCUGCCCCUGGCCCAGCUCCGCCCUCGACGCCUUCUACCAGCAGGUUCAUGCUGAAUACUUCACCAACUGCACAGGGACUGAGCCUCCCCGGCCGAGCGCGAUGCCCCCCGGGCUGGCUCUUGCUGUGGCCGUGGGGCUCAGCUGCCUCGUGCCCCUUGCAGCAGCCGUUGUGCUCAGCAGAGCCCCAAAGGGGGCUCACACCCCAGCCCCUGCCUGCCCCCAUGCUUCUGAGGAGGCAGCUGCUGCCCCUUUCCUUCCGAGCCCUGGGAACUGAAGGGUGGGCCUGGGGUGCAGAGGACAGGGCAGAGCAGUGAUGGGGGUCUGGGCAUCCCUGGUAAUGGAGUGGGUCCCAUGGCACUGCGGAGGGGGAAGCUGGGCCUGGGGGUCCGGAUGCCUGCAUCUGCCCCGAAGGAGGGGAGUCAGGAGAAGGGGAUUGGGCUCCUGACCCUGCAUAGGAUGAGCCCUUUCCCCAGCUGGCAUGGAGCAGUGGGGAUGCCAGGCUAGGGGUGGGGGAGCCCUGAGCUUUGGCUGGCAGCCACUGUCCUGUCCCUGCCCAUCCCCUCCGGACACCUCCGGAGCAGGGCAGCCGUCCCAGCCCCGGGGCUGUGCUGAGAUCAUUGGGUGUCUCCCUGGCAGAGGCUCCUGCCGCCCAGCCGGAGGCUUCACUGGCUCCAACCAAGAGCGGGACCAGGGGGCUCCAACCCUGCGGCCCCCGGAGCGCCAGGGCCCUGAUGGCUUCCAGAUGCAGCCGCUUGCCCAUGAAAGGUCCCGCGCUGCUGCGGGGCCGUGGGGCAGGGUCAGGCUGCUCCGCCGGGGAGCGCAGAGCCCGGCAAGAUCAGCUUUCUGCAGCAGGGAGGGUCCCUCCGAGCUGCGCUUCAUCACGCUCCGAUUCCACUCAGCGCAUCCCAUGGGCGGGUUGUUAAAGGGGAAGCUUUGGCCGCACGCUCUGCCCUGGGCCGGGGGUGAAAUGAGCUCACUCGGCCUCAGCCUGGUCCUGGGGUGGGAAUGCCGCGGGGUAGCGAUGCUGCGGGGGGG
Molecule: messenger RNA, 1592 nt
Organism: Neopsephotus bourkii (Bourke's parrot)
Lineage: Eukaryota; Metazoa; Chordata; Aves; Psittaciformes; Psittacidae
Product: receptor activity-modifying protein 1-like
Exons: 4
Coding region: 155-871 (238 amino acids)
Biological process (GO): intracellular protein transport; G protein-coupled receptor signaling pathway; cellular response to hormone stimulus
Cellular component (GO): signaling receptor complex; membrane; cell surface
Molecular function (GO): coreceptor activity
Source: RefSeq, a predicted model, not a curated record